UGUAAAAAAAAAAAAAAAAAGGGAAACAAAACACCGAAACCGAGAGGGAGGGAGGAUUUCAUUUGGAUUUUGGGGCCCUAGCCUCGGAAACCGACGUAAAACGUAAUUCUGAGCUCAGAAAUUUGCUGAUCUCAAUGGCUAACCGAUCGAUUCUUGUGGUGGAGGAUAUCAAUUGCUCUAUUGAAUUGCAGGAUAGGCUUGAGCGAGCCAGGGCUGUAAAUCCUCGUCCCCCAUUUUCAUCCCUUUAAAUUUUUAAUCAAGAAGAGCAGGAGAAAAGAUGGCUGUGGGUAAAUUGGUUUUAUGUUUACAUCUUUGCUGGAUCACACCGUCCUGAACAUCUAUUUGAAACUGUGCAGGAAAAAAAAACUUAUAAAUUGUCAAAUUUUCUUCGACCCCCGAUUUGGGUUUGUAUAGACUAGAGAACUUCAAACCUAUAGGAUUCGAUUUACUAUCAGAGAAAGCCUUAGUUUAAUGCUCUGAUUGUUGGCUUUAUAUUUCCUAAAUUUUCCGAUAACCCACCCCCCGGCGAUCGUUCUCUCUCUCUCUCUCUCUCACCGAUACCUUUGGCUCCUAGCCACUCUUCAUCUGCCGAUCGAAGCUUCGUUGCUCAUGGCCCUCGUCUUCAUCACUCUGUUUCGCUCCGCGAGUCGUACAUACAGCCUCUCCGUCGUCGACUUCAAACCCAAAGAUCAAAUCAAGAUUUGAACCCGAGACCUAGACAGCCGGCCACAACACUGUACUACGACAGAAUGGCAGCCAUAGUUUGUUUAGCAAACGAGAACCAGUUGGUUCAAGCAAUAUGCGCAAUUGUAGUAAAGGGUCAUUGGAAUAACCUCUUAAAACCCAAGAUUAGUUCCACUCUCACUUCAACCGCCACCCACCAGGUACUCCUGCAGCUCUCCCUUUAUAGUUGUGGUCCUUCCCUUCUUUCUUGGGCAUUUUUCAAGUGGGUUGAAUCAGUUCCCAACUAUAAGCACUCUUUGCAAUGUUCAUGGACUAUGAUUCACAUCCUCACCAAGCACAAGCACUUCAAAACUGCACAAGACUUGCUUGAGAAAAUUGCGCGUAAGGAUUUUCUGUCGUCGCCAUCAGUUUUGAAUGCUCUAGUGAAAGAUUACGAUGACCUGGAUGCGAAUUCGCACGUUUUGAGCUGGCUUGUGAUAUCUUACGGCAGGUUGAAGAUGACCCAGGAUGCAAUACAAGUUUUUGAGCACAUGAGGGCACAUAGGUUUCAGCCUCAUUUGCAUGCUUGUACUGUGCUUUUGAACUGUUUGAUUAAGGAUAGGAUGACUCAUAUGGUUUGGAAAGUUUACAAGAAGAUGCUUCGGAUGGGGGUUGUUCCCAAUAUACACAUUUAUAAUGUGUUAAUUCAUGCUUGUUGCAAGUCUGGGGAUGUGGAGAAUGCAGAAAAUUUUUUGAGUGAGAUGGAAUUGAAGUGUGUUUUUCCUGACAUUUAUACCUAUAAUACAUUGAUCUCAUUAUAUUGCAAGAGGAGCAUGCACUAUGAGGCUUUGGCUGUACAGGAUAGAAUGGAAAGAGGAGGAGUGAGUCCUGAUAUCAUAACUUUUAAUUCUCUUAUUUAUGGGUUGGCGAGGGAAGGUAGAAUGAGAGAGGCUGUAAGGCUUUUCCAUGACAUUAAAGAUGCUACUCCUAAUAAUGUAACAUACACUACAUUAAUUGAUGGGUAUCUCAGAGUAAAUGACCUUGAAGAAGCUUUAAGAUUGCGCAAGGUGAUGGAGGCUACGGGGUUGUACCCUGGAGUUGUUACAUAUAAUACAAUUCUCCGCAAGUUGUGUGAGGAUGGCAGGAUAAGGGAUGCUAAUAAGCUCUUGAAUGAGAUGAGUGAGAGAAAAGUUGAACCGGACACUGUUACAUGUAACACACUGAUCAAUGCUUACUGCAAGAUAGGAGAUAUGAGGUCUGCAUUGAAAGUGAAGAACAAGAUGUUGGAGGGUGGACUAAAGCUGGACCAGUUUACUUACAAAGCGUUGAUUCAUGGAUUUUGCAAAGUGCAGGAGAUGAACAGUGCUAAAGAGCUCUUGUCUCGCAUGCUUGAUGCAGGGUUUUCUCCAAGUUACUGCACAUACUCUUGGAUUGUAGACAGUUAUUGCAACCAAGAGAAUGAAGAUGAGGUGAUAAGACUCCUGGAUGAGCUGGUGAAAAGAGGUCUGUGUGUUGAUGUCUCAGUGUACAGGGCACUGAUAAGAAGGUUAUGCAGGAGAGAAAGGGUUGACUGUGCUGAAAAAAUAUUUGUUCUUAUGCAAGGGAAGGGUAUAUUGGGAGACAGUGUUGUAUACACUAGUCUGGCAUAUGCUUGCUUGAAAGCUGGGAAGGCAAACGUAGCUUCCAAAAUGUUAGAUGAAAUGGCUAGAAGGAGGUUGAUGAUAACACUUAAGAUAUAUAAAUCUUUCAAUGCUUCUAGUGCUGGUGACAACAAUAUCUUACCUCUCUUUUGGGAUCAUGUGGUUGAGAGAGGGUUAAUGUCCAAAAAUAUUAUUAAAGAAAUGCGGCAGAUGAGUGUAGCUUUGUGAAGGAACCUCGGAGGUGUUUAUGUAUUGAAGACAACUUUUUUUCAUCCCAGAAAAGAUGGUAACAGAAACCUCUCCUGGUUCCAGCCUGUUGUAAUAUCUGUUGACUGGACACCCUGAUAACUGGUCUCUAUAAUGUUUGCCCGCCAAGCAUCAUUGUGGAGAACCUAAUAUGAUGAAGGUUAUCAUUUUGAGGAAUGCAAAUACGCUUGCCAUCCAGAAUUUCUAUGCUUCCUCAUCUCUUGUUGGCAGACACGUACUGGAGUUUAUUUCCAAAUUUCAACAGUAAUUUCUUCAUCAUCACAGAACCAUCUUAGGCCAACUCUCUUUGCCAUCAGUUUGAGCUCUUUAGUCAAGGAAGCAACCGCUUAUUCUUUAACGUUGCAGGCAAAGCUAGGCAAAACGUGAUUUUAGUAUUCUCCAAGUUGACAUGGAACACCAUCCAAUUCAGCUGUGAUAUCAACCUCAUUUUGGUAUUCUCUAAGUUGCCUCUUGGAUUGCUUUCUUAUUGAAGGUGCUGCAAAUAAUGGCCAUUGCCAGUUUAGUAAUGAGGUGACGGAGAAAAGAUUUGCUACCUCCUAAGAUGCAAGCAUCUUCCUCCUAGGGCACUGUAAAGGAAGAGGCAAGUGAACUUAUGGAGAAUUUGGGAAAAUCUGCGUCCAAUCUAGAUCACAGGACAUGGGCUUCUUUCAUAGAGGUGCACUGAGUAACUGGUGAUCUUGAUAAGGCUUAUGAUUGUUUCCAAAAUAUGGUUGAAAAAGAGGGAGUCUCUUCUUCUGGUUAUGCAUUCAACAUUUUGGUAAAUUCGUUUUGCCAAAAGGAUAGGGCAGGGCAAUAGACGCAUGCAAGCAUCUGGUUGAUCUGGUCAGUGUAAAACGGUUAAAACCUUGGCAUACUACAUAUAAACAGUUGAUAAGUAAGUUGCUGGUUCCGGGUGAGUUUAAAGAUGCUUUAAAUCUUUUGGGUUUGAUGAAAAAUCAAGGGUUUCCGCCUUAUGCGAUUGUCUUUCUGAAGCACUUCAAAGAGGUAUCCAGCAACAUCUUGUUUGAAGCCUUCUUCAAGGCUGGCAUACCGAAGCCGAAAAUUUCCUUUCCAAAUGCACAGGUCACAUUCGCAACCAAGCAGAUGUCUUGAAUCUCUUCCAUUCCUCUCAGCCCAGAAAAGGUGCGUCUAUGGCUAAUGUGGCUGCUUAGGCAUUGUUGGGCUGUAUUUUGUGAUUUUAUCAUGUGAGGAUAAUGUAGCAUGGUAUUUCUUCAAGAAAUUUUGGUAUGCAUAUUUUCUUUUCUCUUCUAAUCAGAAAUUAUUGAAGAUUGGGACAUGAUAAGCAUUUUAGCAGUUAAUAUUCAUGCUGUUUUGAUAAAAACAAAAAAUAUAAUGCAUGAUGUUUGAUUUA
Molecule: messenger RNA, 3921 nt
Organism: Carya illinoinensis
Lineage: Eukaryota; Viridiplantae; Streptophyta; Magnoliopsida; Fagales; Juglandaceae
Product: pentatricopeptide repeat-containing protein At5g38730
Exons: 2
Coding region: 750-2531 (593 amino acids)
Molecular function (GO): protein binding
Source: RefSeq, a predicted model, not a curated record